This is a messenger RNA of Cladocopium goreaui, 1749 nucleotides long. The record is from the annotation of a GenBank genome assembly. Lineage: Eukaryota; Dinophyceae; Suessiales; Symbiodiniaceae.
AUGACGGAACGUGGAAUCAUGAAGGGGAACUCGAUCCAUCGACGCCCACCUGACGAUCAGUUCAAACAUGAUCAGUUUGACUCGCUACGUGGCCUUCCUUGGAGGUUGCAAGAACGAGAACAUGGUGGACUGAGGAUCGCCCUUCCCGAUGUUGCAGCGCCUCGUGAAAGGCCUGCAGUGCAAGAAGUGAUCCCAAGGAACCUCUAUGUCACCAAGAAUGACUUGGAAAAGCAUGGGCACACACCUUUGUGUCCUGGAUGUGAAGCAGCAAUACUUGAGAUGCCAAGCCGAGCUCACAAUGCUGAGUGCAGACAAAGAAUCCAGAUCGAACUUGACAAGACUCCAGAAGGUCAAGAAAGGAUCAAAAGAGCGAGAGAGAGAGAAGGCGCGGCUGCACCGCCUGAGGGUGGUGGGGCAGAAGGUGGUGAAGCUGCACCACCAGUUGUCCCAGGAGGGGAAGUUGAACAACCAGUCUUGCAAGACCGUGUUCCUUUGGAUGCGGAAAUGGAUGCAAGUGAGGCUGUUGGUGAACCACUGGUCGACACCGAUUUUCGUGGAGAACUCAGACAGAGAGAACAAGAAAGAGAAGGAAGCCCAAAGAGGCAGAAACAAGAACAAUCCCGAGGAGAGAAAAGGAGUUCACAAGUCGACGUUGAAGAUCUUUACAAUGAAUCUUCAGCUCAGGCUUCAGGGUCAGCCGGACCACCGGCACCGGAUGCUUCAUCUGGUGUUCCGGAAGGUGCUGCCGCUGCACCAACAAGUCCUGAGACAAACCAGGAGAUGCUACAUCUGUGUUCCUUGCUCAAAGAUGUGAUCGCAAAAGGGAAGGUUGCUGAGAUCUUCUCUCCACCGCGUGUGGCUGCACAAGCCCAAGUGGUCGGGCUAGCACCUGGCUUCUCGAUUGACUUGGAGACAAAGCGUGGUGAUGGAACUCACUGGGACUUGAGUAAAGAUGAACACAUUCGUGAUCUGUUUCAACUGCUUGACUAUGAGAAACCAGAGUUCCUCGGCGGCUCACCUCCCUGUGGGCCAUUCUCGAAGCUGCAAAACAUUGUGGAUGCGAAGGGCAAUGUUUCACCUGAAGUUCGAGCGCAGAGACUAAAAGAUGGUCGCAAACAUCUGCGCACGGCAGUUUCAGCGUAUGAGCAUCAAAUGAAUGCUGGAAGGUACUUCUACCAUGAGCACCCUAAAGGGGCCGCUUCGUGGGAAGAGAGAGCUGUGAAGAGACUGAGGGCAGAUGAACGGGUGUAUGAGGAGGAGUUUUGGAAGCAGCUGCCCGACAGCGAUGACACCAUCGUGGAGCCAGUGCUUGACGCACACUCCGGUGCUGUCUUGGAUGUUGACAAGGUCAGAGCCUCGAGCACUCUUCAGAGCACGAUCAGCUUGAGUUCCGGUGAAGCGGAAUACUACUCGAUCGUUCGAGGAGUUUCCAUCGGAAUGUCGCUACAGGAGAUCUUGCGAGGAUGGGGCCUACAACCAAAACUUAAAGUGCACACAGAUUCAUCCGCUGCGCUGGGAACAUGUAACCGUCAGGGCUUAGGCCGCUCACGGCAUGUUCAAACUCGCUUUCUGUGGGUGCAAGAAAAACUUGCACUACAUGAAUUCGAACUGGUGAAGAUCCCGACAAAGCAGAACGUAGCUGAUUUGUGCACCAAAGGUUUACCUGCGAAUGAGAUGGAAAGACACAUGCAAAGCAUGGGGUUCGAGUACUCUCAUGGUAGAGCCGAAGCUGCAAAGGCUUUGGAAUGA